Molecule: messenger RNA, 2819 nt
Organism: Dipodomys spectabilis (banner-tailed kangaroo rat)
Lineage: Eukaryota; Metazoa; Chordata; Mammalia; Rodentia; Heteromyidae
Gene: Nmnat3
Product: nicotinamide nucleotide adenylyltransferase 3
Exons: 7
Coding region: 939-1781 (280 amino acids)
Biological process (GO): NAD+ biosynthetic process
Cellular component (GO): mitochondrion
Molecular function (GO): nicotinamide-nucleotide adenylyltransferase activity; nicotinate-nucleotide adenylyltransferase activity
Source: RefSeq, a predicted model, not a curated record
GUGGGGGAGGAGUGGUGAGUAGCUAGGACAAUGUCUGGGUUUUCAUUGAUGUACACAAAAGCAGAUUCACUACUGUACAGUUCAGCCUUCUAGAAUCCUGAGCAAGGAUUUUCCCCUUCCUAUAAAAAAUUCAUAUAAAAAUUAAAUUAUAGUAGAUUUUUUUUCCCUAAGUAUAUUUUCCCUUUCAAACAAUACGCGCUUGAGUUACUACAUAUAAAAUAGAUUUAACUGGAGCAAUAGGAACUUCUGAAAGUUUACAUACUUUUGUCAUUUCUUUAUAUACUAUUUCAGUAAACAUUCAUCAGAUAUCAGUAUAUCAGUUAGAAUUAGGUUCAGCAACAUAUAGAAGAGAAAACUUAAAAAGAAAACAAAACAAAACCAGUAGUAGCUUAGAAGGUGAUUUCUCCCCCUGGUAAAAGAUUCCUAGAGGUUAAAUAGUCCAGGGCUGGUACAGUAGCAUCAAGGUUAUUAGAGCCCUGCUUUUGUCUUCUCUGUAAAACUGUAGUUGGAUCUUGUACUCAAAACCCACGAUCACUGCCCAUGCCCACGUAGAAGAUAGGAGAAAAGUGUGUCUUUCCAUUUUAUGGCCAGACCUUUAUCAUAUGGCCUCUUCCUGCUGCCAAGGAGUCUGGGAAAUGUAGCAACAUGGCCAGCAAAAUACAGGGAUUUCGGGACUGAAAAGGAAAAGUCGAAUGGAUCUUGGAAGAUUCUGCCAGCAGAGUCUGCCCUACUUGAGGCCCCCUGAUUUGGCAAGUCUGCCAUGGGGACUCGUCCAGGGACAAAGGAGGCUUGGAGCUGAGCUGUGUUAUUUGGCGCUGGUGGAGGACCACAGCCAUGAUGAGAAGUCUGGUCAAGAGGCCUGUGCAAAGAAGGAUGCUUGUAGAAUCCAUUUCCAUUCUGCCCAAAGCCAUCUAUUUUAUGUCUAAUAAUAAACAGGGAUGUGUGCAGCCACAUUCUUGGGUUGGGCUUACUGCAGGGACAGAGGCAGGGUGGCCACUGCCGCAGGCGUGGACGUCCCUGAGAAGAUGAAGAGCCAGAUCCCCGUGGUGCUUCUGGCCUGUGGCUCCUUCAACCCGAUCACCAACAUGCACCUGCGCUUGUUUGAAGUGGCCAGAGAUCACCUGCACCAAACAGGGAUAUACCAGGUGAUCCAGGGCAUCAUCUCACCUGUCAGUGACCACUACAGAAAGAAAGACCUGGUGGCUUCCCAUCACCGAGUGGCCAUGGCCCGGCUGGCCCUGCAGACGUCCGACUGGAUCCGCGUGGACUCCUGGGAGAGUGAUCAGGCGCAGUGGAUGGAGACGGUGAAGGUGCUGAGGCAUCAUCACCAGGAACUGCUCAGAUCUUCACCCCCGAUGGAAGCCCAGAACGCUGGCAAGACACCAACAGCCCCUGCAGCUGUGCCUGAACUGAAACUCCUCUGUGGGGCAGACAUCUUAAAGACCUUCCAUACCCCCAACCUCUGGAAGGAUGCACACAUCCGGGAAAUUGUGGAGAAGUUUGGCCUAGUGUGUGUGAGCCGGGCGGGUCACGACCCCAAAGAGUACAUCUUAGACUUGCCCAUCCUCCAGCAGUACCAGCACAAUAUUUACCUGGCCCAGGAGCCCGUGCAGAAUGAGAUCAGUGCCACAUACAUCCGGCGAGCGCUGAGUCAAGGGCAGAGUGUGAAGUACCUGCUGCCUGACGCCGUCAUUGCCUACAUUAAGCACCACCGCCUGUACACCACGGACAGUUCCUGGAAAGACAGAAGCAGCCAGCGGAGCAAAGGAAACACAAGCUAGGACACACACACACACAUACACACACACCCCUCUCUGAGCCACGUCUCCACACCCCCUUCCCCACAACCCUGCCAUUCAGGAUUUGGUUUUGCUUGGAUGUUUGGCUUUUACAUUUCUGCCAUCAUAAAAUUCCGUCUCCGUGUAGCUAGCAGGUCUUUAGGAUUAGGCCACUGGAAGAGGAGACCCUCUUAUUUUGUGUAAAUGGAAAUUAUGGGAUGCACGCUGAAUAUCGUUCUAAUGCUGGACCCCUGAGGGUCAGGUCAGAAUUGCUGGAGGACGUUUUUUAAAGGACCAAGUACAGCCUGCUGGUCUAGAUUGGCAGGAUGUGACAGGAUGCUAACUACUGACCCUUGCUAACAUCCUUGUUUCAAAUGGAAUCAUCCUAAAUGAGGGGUCAAAAAUUUGCAACCAGUCAGGCACCACCAGCAGCUCACACCUGUAAUCACACCUACUCCAGAGGCUGAAAUCUGAGGAUCCCAGUUUGAAGCCAGCCCAGGCAGAUGAAUCCAAGGGACAGUUAUCUCUGAUUCACCAGCAAACAAACAAACAAACCAAAAAAAACAAGUGAAAGUGCAGCUUAAGUGGUAGAACCACCAGCCUUGUGCAGAAAAGGCUAAGCAAGUCCAUGUGAGGCCCCAAGUUCAAGCUUCAGUACCAGCAUACAAAGAAAGAAAAAGUAAAGAAAUUGGAGACAGCCUUUUUUUUUUUUUAAAACUUUCAUUGCACCCUGUCUUAUCAAAACAUUGUCUGCCUGCAUACUAGCCUUCCAUAAAACUUGAACAGACCUCUUUCUAAGUCAGACCAUCAAGCAAUACUUUGGAUACAAGUCAUUUUUAACAUUGUUAUACUCUAUAAAUGCCAGGGCAUCUGACUUCCAGAUUUCCCAGAAGGAACUGAGGUAAACCAGAUGUCAGAUAUCUGUUGUACACUCUUCCCUGCAACCCCUCCUCUCUUUCUCUUUCUCAAUGGUUUAUUGCUGCCUGCCUGCCUGUUUGAAUAUUGGUAAAGGGAUAAAUAAUAAAGUGACAUCAAAAAGUA